AUGGCAGAUCAACUCACUGAAGAGCAAAUUGCCGAAUUCAAAGAGGCGUUUAGUCUCUUUGAUAAAGAUGGGGAUGGAACUAUCACCACAAAGGAGCUUGGGACGGUUAUGCGCUCUCUCGGUCAAAACCCGACAGAGGCAGAGCUGCAAGACAUGAUCAACGAGGUGGACGCAGAUGGCAACGGGACGAUCGAUUUCCCCGAGUUUCUGACACUAAUGGCACGGAAGAUGAAGGACACAGAUUCCGAGGAGGAAUUGAUUGAAGCAUUUAAGGUAUUUGAUAGAGACGGGAACGGCCUUAUUUCCGCUGCAGAGCUGCGCCACGUGAUGACUAACUUGGGGGAGAAACUGACAGACGAGGAGGUGGAUGAGAUGAUUCGGGAGGCAGAUAUCGAUGGAGACGGACAAAUAAACUACGAGGAAUUCGUUGGCAUGAUGCUUGCGAAGUAA
Cyclospora cayetanensis is the source of this 450-nucleotide messenger RNA. Its product is annotated as calmodulin. The record is from RefSeq and is a predicted model, not a curated record. Bases 1 to 450 code for a protein of 149 amino acids. NCBI's taxonomy places the organism in Eukaryota, Apicomplexa, Conoidasida, Eucoccidiorida, Eimeriidae. Gene Ontology annotation, molecular function: enzyme regulator activity; calcium ion binding. The transcript has 3 exons.